Molecule: messenger RNA, 3548 nt
Organism: Chiloscyllium plagiosum (whitespotted bambooshark)
Lineage: Eukaryota; Metazoa; Chordata; Chondrichthyes; Orectolobiformes; Hemiscylliidae
Source: RefSeq, a predicted model, not a curated record
GACGCUGGAAGCUGUUGCUGUGGUAACGUAAAAUGGCGAGAGGUGGGUGAGCAGAUUGAUGGCGGCGGCGGAGAAGGAGGAGAAGAAGAAGGAGAAAAGAGAUUCGGGGGUUUCAGGGAGAGGUCCAGGCAGCUUUGAGGAAAGGGAGAAGAAUGAGUAAUUAACAAACCCAAUCUAACAGUAUCGGCGACACGUACUUAUACCAUGAGCAGAGUACCACUGCCUGCAUUUUGUUCACGUGGCACUUUUAAAAGUGGUGAUUGUUCAGAAGAAUUGAAAAAUACUUUUCCUAAUUACUUACUCCACCUGCGUACUAAACUUUUGCGAUUCAUAUGGAAGGACAACCAGAUUCCUCUGCAUCUUCCAGACCCCGAAUUUCUUAUUCUUUAGAUAACUAGCCUGUUUAUUUUACAAACAAAAACAGAAAUGUUUUAAAACUCAGCAGGUCUGGCAGCAUCUGUGGAGAGAAAUCAGAUUUGAUGUCUUGGGUCGAGUGACCCUUGAUCAUUUCAUAUUUUCCCACUAUAUAUUCCAUUGCCAUAUUUUUCCUCCACAUACUUAAUCUCACUAUGCAAUAGGAAAUUAGUUAGUUCAUUUAGCUGGACAGCGUGCUUGUGAAAAACUAGGUAAAAACAAUGACUGCAGAUGCUGGAAACCAGAUUCUGGAUUAGUGGUGCUGGAAGAGCACAGCAGUUCAGGCAGCAUCCGAGGAGCAGUAAAUGCAGUUUGGGUUUAGUUUCUGCACUAGCUGAAAUUUCUAUGAAGGUCUCUCCUUCUCAAUCUCUCCCCAUGCCUGAGGUGUGGUGGCCUUCAGUUUAUACCACUACUAUGUCUGGUAACACUAUGGUGACUUUACUUUUAGUGCAAUAACAUGCUUUGUUUUAAUGAGAUAACCAGAACCGAACAGUGUGCUCAUGUUGGCUUAACCAAUCAGUUCUCGCAUAAAUUCCCUACUCAUGUAUAAUCUAUUUCGACUAAUAAAACUAUGCUGCCUUAACCACCUUACCGACCUAGCCUGCUACCAUCAAGGAAUUGUCAACUUUCACUUCCAAGAUCACUCAUUUCCUUUACACCUCUGUAUUCUCUCAUCAAUUGUCUAUUCCUUUGUGUUGUUACCUCCCCAGAUGUAUCACCUCAUAUUUCUGCCUACCUAACCAUUCUAUUGAUAUCUUCCUGUAGUUUAUAGCUAUUCUCCUUACUAUCCGGUGCAGUCAAUUUUUGUGAUGUCUGUGCAUUUCUUAAUGACACUCCCAAUGUUUACAUCCAAAUAAUUAAUAAAUAUUACACAAGUACAGAGCUCUACAAAGUCCCACUUGAGACAUCCAGUCUCAAAAACUCCCAUCAACACUUACCCUUUGCUACCUGCUACUGUGCCAAUCUUGUAUCUGGGUUUCUACAUUCUCUUUGAUUCCAUGGACUUUAAAUAUCUUAACCAAUCUACCUUUUUAAACAAAGUUUUUAGUAGUCUUUCAAUCCUCUGGCACCACACCUGUAUCCAGAGAGGACUGGAAAAUUAUGGUCACAUCUUUUGUCACAUUUAACAGUCUGGGAUAUGUUUGAAAUGGCCCUGGUCAUAUUCAGUUUCAUUAAUUUUAUUAACACGUCCUUUUCAAGAUUUCUGUCAUAUUCAAAACUACAAUAUCAGCCUUAUCACCCUUAUCACCCUCUUUUGUGAAGGUGGAUGCAAAGCAUUUAUUAAGAACCAUACCAACAUCUUUUAUCUCUAUACCUAAGUUUUCUUUUUGAUCUUUUAUGGUCUUUCGUCCUUUAUUAGUUAUCCUUUUACUCUUAAUAUGUUGAUAAGAAUUCUUCAUUAGGAACAGCUGCUUUCUUCCACUGCAUAUAUUGAUUGGAGCAUCCUUAGAGCUGCUUGGCUUGAUCAGCUCUGGACCUUUGUGGUCUGUCUGACUCAGAGCUAGGUCAAAAGGUGUAUUUUCAAAUUAAAUGGUUCCAGGAACAUAUUUGCAACAGUUCCUUUUUAAUGAUUUGUGUCUUUUAUUGCAGGAAAGCCUCCUCCAGUUUUCUGCUAUUCCUGAACACCUGGUACUAUGCAGCAUACUUUGUGGCAGAGAUCCUUCUUUUCAUAUACAAAAGUCAGCUCUUACCAUAUACUUCUGCAAAUCUGACUUUGGACCUAGUGAUGCUAUUUCUCUACCUUGGAGUUGAAAUAAUGAGAAUAUUUUUUGGUUCCAAGGGGAAUCUGUGCCAGCGUAAGGUACCUCUCACCAUUAGCCUGGUGCUUCUUGGACCAUCUACAAUAAUGGCUGUUUAUUAUAUGCUGCUCCAGACCUAUGUUCUGAGAUUGGAAGUGACCAUCAAUGCAAUAUUAUUGGUGUUUUACGUUUUUGAGUUGGUUCUGUACACAGUGGGUUUGAUAAGUUUCUCAAGCGUAAUCAUCAGCGACUGAGAAUCUAAAGAGGUGGAAUGUAUCCAAAACAGAUGAGAUAUUUCUCUACUCUGGCUGCAAAACAAUUAUAACAGUUCUAACACUGUUUUUGUAAGUGGUUGUAAGUGUUAAGGAUAAUUUUCCAAUAUUUUGUACAGCUAUAUAGUCAGAGUUUUCCAUUUUGCUCAAUUUAUUUUGUAUGCUUUUUUUUCCUCACUUGUCAGUGAAAUAAUGGUAUAGAUGUCAAAUAUACUGUUGAACCAUCCGUUUUUAGGCAUAUAAGAGCACCAUAUAGAUGACCUCUCUUGUUCCUUCUUGUACAACAAUAUAAUAUUUACUGAAGUUGUGUCAACUUCAACCCAAUUGUGCUUUCAUCCUUAUUUACUUCCUUUUCUAUCAUUUCUUAUGACAACAUUGAAUUGUUUGACUCACUUGAGAGAAUAUAAGCAGUGUCCACAUUCUCAUCUCAUAGAUUCAAGUCAAUUGACAUCAUUCAUGACAAAGCAGCUUUCAUAAUUGACACUGCCUUCAGCAUUGACACACUGUGACAGAUGUGUGUACCAUCUAUAAGAUUCAAUGACAACACCUCCCAAACUUGCAAUCUGUACCAGCACAGCAUAUGUAUCAGAAUGAAUCUCUAAAUUCCCCUCCAACCCACACACCAUCUUGACUUGUAACAGUAUCAUUAUUAAUUCAAAAUCCUGGAACUCCCUUCCUAAUACCUUUGUGGUGCUCUACAUACACUGUGGACUGCAGUGGUUCAAGAAAGUGGCUUACUGCCAAUUUCUGAAGUGCAGUUAGAGAUGGGCAGUAAUUGAUUGGUGUAUUUAGUGAUACUCACUUCCCCCGAAUGAGUUUAAUUUAAAAAAAAAAUUAGUUAAUAUAGUAGUGGAUAUUUCUCACCAUUGCUCAGAGUAAUUUAAAGGUUACAAAUGUUUGACGAAGAGUAUUAGCUGAUAUACAACGUAAUAUCCAACACCUGGGAAAUGUGUAAUUUGAUUUUUCCCUUGAAAAUACCAAGUGACUUUAUUCUGUUCGUUAUGUCUCAGUUGCUUCAUUAAUUCAUUCAAUGGCAUGUUUUGUCUCUUUAACGAAGAAAGGAUAUACUUGCCAAAGAUGUAAUGUGCUAGGAAAAGUGAGGACUGCAGAUGCUGGAGACCAG